AUGGCGGAGGUAUCAAAGGUAACGCUCGAGCUGGCAAACGGCCAAAUCACGACCGUCCAAAGCGACAACGUCCUCGCAGCGCGGGGCAUUCCGUACGCCCGGGCGGAGCGUUUCCAACCGCCGGAGCCUGUUCCAAAAUGGUCAUCACUGAGGGACUGUACCCAGCCAGCUCCCAUAUGCCCGCAGUUCCGAUCCCGUCUUCACGCACUCGUCGGCCCCAUUGCGGAGGGUCGGACCACUUCCGAAGACUGUCUUCGCGUCAGCGUGUUCGCGCCGGCGCCGAAGCCACGGCCGUGUGUGCCGGUAAUGGCAUUCAUCCACGGCGGAGGGUACAUCGCCGGGGCCGGCGACCUCGACUGCUACUCGGGCGCGGGCCUCGCAAAGAAGGGCGUCGUGGUGGUGAACAUUGCGUACCGCCUAGGCAUCCUCGGUUACCAACGCAUCGAGGGACGAGCACCCGCCAACCUGGGGCUGAUGGACCAGAUUGCCGCCCUGAAGUGGAUACAAGGAAACAUCGAAUGCUUCGGAGGCGACCCGCAGAGGGUCUGCGUGUUUGGAGAGUCAGCCGGCGCUGAUUCUAUAUAUUGCUUGAUGGGGGCGGACGGGACAGAGGGAUUGUUCCAGCGGGCCAUUAUCCAGAGCCCGCCGUUGGGACUGCGUCUUUCUGACCGGCGUGAGAUGCUGCGUGCUCUGGAGCAGCUGGCCUCGGAACUGGUGCCCGCGGAUGCUGGUCAUGCGCCUGUGGAGGAGUUGCUGACGGUUCAGGACAAGUUGGCCGAGAGGGCAUUGUCGUUUGCUGCGGCCUUGCUGCCGUUUGGACCGGUACUCGGCCACCAUCCGCUUCCCGAUGCGGAAGGGUUCGAAAAGCGACUGGACGAGGCGAUUCGACGCGUGCCCAUCUUCCUGGGGUAUAACGGGGACGAGGGGUCCGCGUUUGUGCCGUUUUUUCGCAGCAUCGACCCCUUGGUGCGACCACGUGUCGAGUCGUCGGCCGUAGAGUACAUUGGCAGGAACUGGUUCAAAGACAAAGCUGACGAGUUGUAUCGAAAGAUUCAAGGUGCCGGGCCGCCGGAGAAGCCCUGGUUCUAUCGGUUCGACAUUGCGCCUGACCAGAGUCCCUGGGGCGCAGCGCACACGGUGGAUAUGCCCUUCCUGCUGGGGACUUGGGCUUGCUGGAAGGACGCGCCCAUGUUGAAGGGCCAUGGUGUCCACGAGAUGGUGGAGAGAGUUGGGGACGAACUGAAGAGCUUGUGGGUUGCGUUUGCCCAGGGCCGCGAUGUUGGGAGGACGGAGUUCGUCAUUGACGAGGACUUUGCCCUUGGGAGCCGAUAA
Messenger RNA from Metarhizium album ARSEF 1941, 1332 nucleotides. RefSeq names its product Carboxylesterase family protein. The record is from RefSeq and is a predicted model, not a curated record. The transcript has a single exon. Lineage: Eukaryota; Fungi; Ascomycota; Sordariomycetes; Hypocreales; Clavicipitaceae. The coding region runs from base 1 to 1332 and encodes 443 amino acids.